Messenger RNA from Musa acuminata AAA Group (dessert banana), 4921 nucleotides. RefSeq names its product myosin-12-like. Gene Ontology annotation, molecular function: actin filament binding; ATP binding; microfilament motor activity. Bases 230 to 4921 code for a protein of 1563 amino acids. Lineage: Eukaryota; Viridiplantae; Streptophyta; Magnoliopsida; Zingiberales; Musaceae. Gene Ontology annotation, cellular component: vesicle; myosin complex; cytoplasm. The transcript is spliced from 40 exons. The record is from RefSeq and is a predicted model, not a curated record. Gene Ontology annotation, biological process: actin filament organization; vesicle transport along actin filament.
CAACUUUUCUUGAUUUACGACCACAUCACCACCCCCACCACCUUCGUUCCCUCCCUGCUUUCCUAACCCCUACCCACCUCUCCCCCUCGACCAUUGCAGUCUCUCCUCUCAUUUCCCAUUCUCGUUAAAGAUAUCACACAAGUCUCUCUCUCUCUUUCGCUCUCGUUCUCCUUUCUCUGACGUUAGCGUUUCGUGUUUGAAUGAUCGAUACGUGUAUCGGGCUUGAAUUAUGGGGACUCCGGUCAACAUCAUCGUCGGGUCUCACGUGUGGGUGGAGGAUCCCCAGGCCGCUUGGAUCGAUGGAGAGGUCACGGCGAUCAAAGGCGGCGACGCCACCAUUACCACCGCUGAUGGGAAAACUGAUGUGGCUAGUCUGUCGAGCAUAUACCCCAAAGACACAGAGGCUCCUCCAGCUGGGGUGGAUGAUAUGACCAAGUUAGCUUACCUCCAUGAACCAGGAGUGCUUCACAACCUUGCGUCCCGCUAUGCUCUGAAUGAGAUAUAUACAUACACUGGAAAUAUAUUGAUAGCUGUGAACCCAUUUCGGAGGCUUCCACAUCUGUAUGAUGUCCACAUGAUGGAACAGUACAAGGGAGCUGCCUUCGGUGAGCUAAGUCCGCAUCUUUUCGCCAUCGCAGAUGCUUGCUACAGGGCAAUCAUAAAUGACCAGGGAAGCCAGUCAAUCUUGGUUAGUGGCGAGAGUGGAGCUGGUAAAACAGAGACCACAAAGAUGCUCAUGAGAUAUUUGGCUUUCAUGGGUGGGAGAUCAUGUACGGAGGGCCGAACAGUAGAGCAACAGGUCCUGGAGUCUAAUCCAGUGCUUGAGGCAUUUGGGAAUGCCAAGACAGUAAAAAACAACAACUCAAGUCGGUUCGGUAAGUUUGUCGAGAUCCAAUUUGAUAAGUAUGGGAAGAUUUCUGGAGCUGCAGUCCGUACAUAUAUUCUUGAGCGCUCCCGAGUUUGUCAAGUAUCUGACCCGGAAAGGAACUACCAUUGUUUUUAUAUGCUGUGUGCUGCACCACCAGAGGAUGUGAAAAAGUUCAAGGUGGCUGAUCCAAGAACAUUCCAUUACCUAAACCAAACAAACUGUUAUGAAGUAGCAAAUGUGGAUGACGCAAGGGAGUACCUGGAGACCAGAAAUGCUAUGGAUGUUGUUGGAAUCAGUCAGGAAGACCAGGAAGCUAUCUUUCGUGUAGUAGCUGCAAUUCUUCACCUGGGGAACAUAAAUUUUGACAAAGGGAAAGAAACUGAUUCCUCGAAGUUGAAAGAUGAGAAAUCAGUCUACCAUCUUGAAACAGCUGCAGAGUUGCUAAUGUGUGAUGGUAAAUCACUCGAGGAUUCUCUUUGUAAGCGUGUGAUUGUUACACCAGAUGGCAACAUCACAAAGCCUCUUGAUCCAGAGUCCGCUGCACUAAGCCGUGAUGCCUUAGCAAAGACAGUAUACUCGAGGUUAUUUGACUGGAUAGUGGACAAGAUCAAUAGUUCAAUUGGCCAGGAUCAAUCUGCAAAGAACAUUAUUGGAGUGCUUGAUAUAUAUGGUUUUGAAAGCUUCAAGAUUAACAGUUUUGAGCAACUAUGUAUCAACUUAACAAAUGAGAAAUUGCAACAGCAUUUCAAUCAACAUGUAUUCAAGAUGGAGCAAGAAGAAUAUACAAGGGAAGAAAUUAAUUGGAGUUAUGUAGAAUUUGUGGAUAACCAAGAUGUCCUAGAUCUCAUAGAAAAGAAACCUGGAGGAAUAAUUGCGCUACUUGAUGAAGCAUGCAUGUUUCCAAAAUCGACUCAUGAAACAUUUGCUCAGAAGAUGUACCAAACAUACAAAAAUCACAAACGUUUUAGCAAGCCAAAACUUGCUCGCACUGCAUUCACCAUCAACCAUUAUGCUGGAGAUGUUGCUUACCAAGCUGAUCAAUUCCUUGACAAGAACAAAGACUAUGUCGUUGCAGAACAUCAAGCUCUAUUAAAUGCUUCAAAGUGUCCCUUUGUGGCAAAUCUCUUUCUGCCAUUAGCUGAGGAAACUUCAAAACAGUCCAAGUUCUCCUCAAUAGGUACUCGUUUCAAGCAACAACUUCAAUCACUAAUGGAAACUUUGAGCACAACAGAGCCACAUUACAUCAGAUGUGUGAAGCCCAACUCAGUCUUAAAACCAGGCAUCUUUGAAAACGUCAAUGUACUCAACCAAUUGAGAUGUGGGGGUGUGUUAGAGGCAAUCAGGAUCAGCUGUGCCGGCUAUCCAACAAAGAGGACAUUUGAUGAAUUCGUUGAUCGUUUUGGAAUUCUUGAACCAGAUCUUAUAGAUGGAUCAUGCAGCUCCGACGAAAAAACAGCAUGUGCAGCUAUAUGUGACAGGAUGGGCUUGCAAGGCUAUCAGAUUGGAAAGACAAAGGUGUUCCUCAGAGCUGGUCAGAUGGCUGAGUUAGAUGCCAGACGAAUGGAAGUCUUGGCUAAUGCAGCAAGACUUAUCCAGAGGCUAAUACGUACAUAUCUUGCUCGAAGAGAAUUCCUCAUACUUCGCAAAACCUCAAUUCAAAUGCAAAAGAUGUGGAGAGCACGUCUUGCACGAAAGCUAUAUGAAAGCAUGAGGAGAGAACAUGCCUCAAUCCGCAUACAGAAAUAUGCGCGUUCUUAUGCGGCUAGAAAAUCUUAUACAAACCUAAGGUCAUCUGCAAUAGUUAUACAAACAGGACUUCGAGCUAUGGCUGCUUGUAAUGACUACAGACAUAAAAGGAGAACCAGGGCUGCUAUUAUCAUACAAACGCAAUGGCGUCUAUAUAAAGCUCUUUCUGCCUACAAACAGCAAAAGAAGGCAACUUUGACACUUCAGUGCCUCUGGAGAGGACGUAUUGGGAGAAAGGAACUUCGAAAGUUAAGAAUGGCUGCAAGAGAGACGGGAGCACUCAAAGAGGCCAAGGACAAGCUAGAAAAGAAAGUCGAAGAACUCACUUGGAGAUUAGAAGUUGAAAAACAUAUGAGGAUUGACCUAGAAGAAGCCAAACAGCAAGAGAUUGCAAAGUUACAAACUGCAUUACAAGAAAUGCAGGAGAAGCUUGAUGAAGCCCAUGAAGCAAUCAUCAGAGAAAAAGAGGUUGCUAGAGUAGCAAUUGAACAAGCACCACCAGUCAUUAAAGAGGUUCCGGUAACAGACAACACCAAGCUAGACUUGUUGACAAGUCGCAAUAAAGAACUAGAGGAUGAAUUAAGUAUAUUCAAGACUAAGGCUGAGGAAUUCGAGGGAAGAUAUACUGAGGUCCAACAACAGGUGGAAGAACUACUAAAAGACACAGAGGAGUCCAACUCAAAACUAAAUCAACUGCAAGAGAUGAUAGAGAGACUUGAAACAAAUUUGUCUGGCCUAGAAUCUGAAAACAAGGUUCUAAGGCAGCAAGCUUUAAUUGCUUCAACAAAUGAAGACUUCUCAGAACAAAUUAAAAGCCUUGAAAACAAGAUCAGCACAUUGGAGUCAGAGAAUCGGUUGCUCCGUGAUCAGCCUGUGGUAGUUUAUCAACCAUCAGUCACUUCUGAACUAAUUAAACCACAGCCAAUCAAGAACCUUGAGAAUGGACAUACAGAUGGAGAACCUAAUUUAAGCAAAAAGGAACCAGAAGCCACACCCCUUGCACCAGAUUUAAGCAAACAGAAGUCUCUAACUGAUCGACGACAAGAAAAUCAUGAUGCACUUGUCAAAUGUCUCAUGGAAUAUAAGAGGUUUGACAAGAAGAGACCUGCAGCAGCAUGUAUUGUCUAUCAAUCAUUGCUUCAAUGGCACUCAUUUGAAGCAGAGAAGACAAACAUUUUCGAUCGGAUCAUUCAAACAAUCAGGUCGUCCAUUGAGAACCAGGAGAAUGUUGGUGAACUUGCAUAUUGGCUUUCAACAACAUCUACCCUUCUAUUUCUUUUACAAAGGACUCUUAAAGCAAGCAAUGCAUCAAAUACAGGAUCACACCGCAGUCGAGCAACAGCAGUCACAUUGUUCAGUAGAUUGGCAUGGAGUACCCGUUCAUCUUCAUCUGGAAUGGGCAUUUCGAGUGGCUACAGUGGAAUGGUAGGCAAGUCUGAAGACCAAUCCAGGAUGGAAGCUAAGUAUCCAGCGAUACUUUUUAAGCAACAACUAACAGCCUAUGUUGAGAAAAUUUAUGGAAUGAUACGAGACAGUCUGAAAAAAGAGAUCAGUCCAUUCUUAACUUUGUGCAUACAGGCGCCAAGGUCUGCCAGAGCUAGAUCAAUUCGAGGAUCAUCUAAGAGCAUUCUUUCCGGUAUUGUAGCAAAGCAAGCAUCAAGCAUUCACUGGCAAAGCAUUGUCAAAAGUAUGGAUUGUUCAUUGAAUACAUUCUGUGAAAACUAUGUGCCUUCUAUGAUAAUAAGGAAGACUUUCAGCCAAGUGUUUGCAUUCAUCAAUGUACAAUUAUUUAAUAGCUUGCUACUCCGCCGAGAAUGCUGUUCAUUUAGCAAUGCAGAAUUUGUCAAGGCUGGCUUGCAGGAGUUGGAACAAUGGUGCUCCAAAACAACAGACCAGUUUGCUGGGACCUCAUGGGAUGAGCUCCAACAUAUAAGACAGGCAGUCGGAUUCUUGGUUUUGCACCAGAAACCCAACAAAUCCUUGGUGGAGAUCACGAAUGAGAUCUGCCCGGUAUUGAGUGUUCCUCAAAUCUAUCGGAUUGGAACUAUGUUUUGGGAUGACAAGUACGGUACACAUGGUGUAUCUCAGGAUGUCAUUGCCAACAUGAGAACUAUGAUGACCGACGACUCCAUCACCAUGCCAAACAAUUCCUUCUUGUUGGAUGAUGACUCGAGCAUACCAUUCUCUCUGGACGACAUAUCGCGAUCAGGGCUCGACAUCAGCCUCACCGACUUGGAGGAGCCGCCGCCGCCGCUUCUCCGGGAGAACCCUGAGUUCCUCUUCCUGUUGCAGCAGCACCAAGGUUGA